Molecule: messenger RNA, 864 nt
Organism: Postia placenta MAD-698-R-SB12
Lineage: Eukaryota; Fungi; Basidiomycota; Agaricomycetes; Polyporales; Adustoporiaceae
Exons: 4
Coding region: 1-864 (287 amino acids)
Molecular function (GO): proteasome binding; protein binding
Source: RefSeq, a predicted model, not a curated record
AUGCCUAUAGAACUGAAUGUCUCACAUCGUGGCACUUCUCAUCGCCUCUCACUGCUUCCGAACGAUACUAUCACUGCCCUGCAAGCCCGACUAGAGGAACUAACGUCCGUGCCUUCAUCGCUCCAGAAAUUGUUAUACAAAGGCAAGAAACCACACUUGCAAGAUGACGACACCCUCUCGCAGGCCGGGUUGAGAGACGGAAUUAAAGUCCAAUUAAUCGGUCCGACGGCUGAGGAGCUGGGUGGCAUGCGUGCAGUUGAGGACGAACGUAAUAGAAGAGAGCGUAUUAUGCGAGAACGAGCCGCAAAGGCAUCCGUAAAGGUACGUCCACGUACCCGUGAUGUGCGGUCGAUUGGCUCACCUAGGGCCGAGUCGAAAUACAAAUUCCAUCGUAUCGAGGCCCUUGACCAUCUUCCAGAUCCACCAGCUGCACGCACACUCCUCACUCGCCUUGCUAACGACCCUGCCAUUCGUCAUGUUAUGCAGAAACAUAGUCUUGCCGUUGGUGUUCUGACCGAGCUGGCGCCACAUGAGCAUCCCAACCUGCUCGGUCUGAACGUGAAUGCGGGACAAGCAAUCAAACUGAGACUGCGCACGGACAGAUAUGACGGAUUCCGUUUAUACGGAGACGUGAGGAAGGUUUUGUGCCAUGAGCUUACUCAUAAUGUAUGGGGCGAUCAUGACGACAACUUUAAAGAAAUGAACUCUCGGCUGAAUCGCGACGUACUCGAGUUCGAACGUUCACUAGCCGAGGGCACACACAGCUUUACGUCAGGCGAGGCGUACGAGCCAUCAUCUGAGCUCGAGGCUGAGGCAAACGCGCUCAUUAUGGGAGGCUCGCAUAUACUUUAUGUCAGCGUCUAG